AUGGCGAAUCUCCGCCCCACCUGUGUGUCUGCACCUGGCAAAGUACUGCUUGUGGGAGGGUAUGUGGUGCUGGAUGAGCAGUAUUCGGGGGUAGUUCUCUCCGGUACGGCAAGAUUUUACUCCCAAGUGGAGACCAAGGACGCAGUUUCUGCUUCUUCAAGUGAAUGGCAUCAGCUAUUCCCAUUGACAUUGGAGAGUAAACAGUUCGACCAGCGAAUUGACGGUUGGAUCGAGGAAAAUGACGCCAGACGAUUCCGUUUUCAGCUCAGGGAGACUUCACAUCGCAACUCAUACAUUGAGGAGACAGUUCUAUGUGCGCUGAAUGGCAUUGCCGGAUUGCAGGCGCUCAAAAGCAAUGAUACUUUUCAGCAUCUAAAGGAGACGAAUGCCGGUGUUCAUGUUACGCUUCGCGGUGAUAACGACUUCUACUCGCAAGUGCAGAGGUUACAAGAUGCCAAGUUACCACUGCGUCGUGCCCACUUGAAGACACUCGAGGCAUUCCUCCCUCCCACCAUGGAAGAGCGUGGUGGCAAGCAGGUUGCUCUGAAGACUGGCAUGGGAAGUUCCGCAGCGCUUGUGACGUCGCUCGUUGCAGCUCUCGUGGCAUUCUUUGUGCCAUCUAUGAAGUUCGAUGAGGAACAACAGGACCUCGAAGUUGUACACAACCUUGCCCAACUGAGCCACUGCUACGUGCAGCGCAAGAUAGGAAGUGGCUUUGAUGUCUCGGCGGCAUGUUUCGGCUCGCAGCGGUAUACGAGAUUCCCGUCGUCCAUUUUGAACGCAUUCGCGUCUGAAGAUGCGAUGAAACCGGAAGAAAUUGCCCAGUGCAUUACUAACCGCACCUUGUGGAAAACUUCUAGCCGCGUGAAACCCGUUCGACUGCCUUCAAGCUUCCACUUAAUGAUGGGAGACGUAUCUUCUGGUUCGGCUACCGUAUCAAUGGUUCGACAAGUGUUGAAGUGGCAAAGGGAGCAACCUGAAGACGCAAAGCGAGUGAUGGAUGAAAUUCACGGUCACAAUUUGGAAGUCGAGCGAGGCUUUGCUGAAAUCUGCGAGCUGGAAGCCGCCUGCAACAAUCCCAUAGAUUGGGAAGCCAUGGCAACUCAAAGCCGCGAGCAGUGGAGUGCUAUUGAUGCUAGGAUUGGGGCCAUUCUUUUGAGACUCAGUGAAGCCUUCUCUCAUUUUCGAGUCCUCAUGCGGUAA
Messenger RNA from Phytophthora infestans T30-4, 1203 nucleotides. RefSeq lists its product as uncharacterized. Gene Ontology annotation, cellular component: peroxisome. The transcript is spliced from 8 exons. The record is from RefSeq and is a predicted model, not a curated record. Gene Ontology annotation, biological process: isopentenyl diphosphate biosynthetic process, mevalonate pathway. Gene Ontology annotation, molecular function: phosphomevalonate kinase activity; ATP binding. Lineage: Eukaryota; Oomycota; Peronosporomycetes; Peronosporales; Peronosporaceae. The coding region runs from base 1 to 1203 and encodes 400 amino acids.